UCUCCCAUUAGGCUAGGCAUGGCCGAGCACACAUUCAAAGAGACACAGAAGAUCAUCCAUGCCUACUGAUUUAAUUUGUGUGGCUGAUUAAUAUUGAUAAGUUAAGCAGAUAAUAGAUAAACAGGAGAAGGAAGAUGCUCUAAGAGAGAAAGAGUAGAGAGAUGUCAUCCACAACUGGCAAGGAAGAUGCUGUUCUUGAGUACCCUCCAAAAGAGCUUGAUGCUGGAGCUUUGUUUGUACUCAAAUCCAGAGGGUCAUGGCUGCACUGUGGAUACCAUUUGACGACAUCUAUCGUCGCUCCGUCGCUUCUGAGUCUUCCCUUUGCAUUGGCGUUGCAAGGUUGGGUUGGGGGAGUUCUUUCCCUCAUCCUUGUAGGUUUGCUGACCUUCUAUUCAUAUAAUCUUCUAUCUCUGGUUUUGGAGCACCAUGCACAACUCGGUCGCCGCCAACUUCGGUUUCGUGACAUGGCCGGAGAUAUUUUAGUACCACGAUGGGGGAAGUAUGUUGUUGGGCCACUUCAAUUUGGGAUAUGCUAUGGCGCAGUUAUUGCUGGUGUUCUUCUUGGAGGGCAGAGCCUCAAGGAAAUUAAAAUUUAAACAGCUUAAUUCCUUAAA
Molecule: messenger RNA, 614 nt
Organism: Alnus glutinosa
Lineage: Eukaryota; Viridiplantae; Streptophyta; Magnoliopsida; Fagales; Betulaceae
Product: GABA transporter 1-like
Exons: 3
Coding region: 162-596 (144 amino acids)
Cellular component (GO): plasma membrane
Source: RefSeq, a predicted model, not a curated record